GUCCGUUCAAGCACUGCCACGCCAAGGUGGACCCCAGAGAGUACUAUGAGGACUGUGUGUUUGAUAUGUGUAUGUACCGUGGCCAUGCCUCUGCCCUCUGUAACGCCCUCAGCACCUACACCACUGCCUGCCAGGAUGCCCCUGCCAAGGUGGAACAGUGGAGGUCGGACAGCUUCUGUCCGUCUUCCUGUAAGACCAACAGCCACUAUGAGGUGUGUGCCUCAGGCUGCCCCCAGACCUGCAGCGGCCUCGAUGAGCCUGAGAGCUGUGGGAACUCCCUGUGCACUGAGGGAUGUGUCUGUGACGAAGGGUUCAUACUGAGUGACAGCGAGUGUGUGCUGCUGGCUGAAUGUGGCUGCGUUCACCAAGGCCAGUACUACCAGAUGGGCCAGGUGUUCUUCCCCAACGGCCAGUGCAAAGAGCGCUGUAUGUGUAACAAGGAUGGAGACGUGGAGUGUAAUGUAAAGUUUGCCUGCGGUCCCAGUGAAAAGUGCCAGGUCCAAGACGGGGUGCAGGCCUGUGUACCCAUGAGCACGGGCACCUGCCAUGUGAGCGGGGCCAGGAGAUUCCACUCGUUCGAUGGCAGCUGCUUCAGCCUACACGGGGACUGUGUGUACAAAAUGUCAGAGGUUGUGGAGAAAGACGGAUCGAUGGCUCCAUUUGUUGUAUCAGUGCAGCAGUUGACCAAGAUGGAUGAUGCAAUGGUCACCAGGAGGGUUGACAUACAGGCCUACAAAUACAAGAUAUCUAUGUCUCCCAGAGUUAUAUGGGAAAUAAUGGUGGAUGACGUUACAGCAAAUCUCCCACUGUCACUCGGAGAUGGAAAGGUCAGGGCCUACCAGAACGGCAUUAACAUCGUCGUGGUAACAGACUUUGGCUUGAUGGUGACCUACGACACCGUUGCUGGCGCCAUCAUACAGCUUCCAUCCAUUUACAAAGGUGUUACCGGUGGUCUCUGUGGCAACUAUAAUGACAAGAAGGAGGAUGACUUCCUGCUGCCCAGUGGGUUGCAGGAGCCCUCUGUGGAGAAGUUUGCAGCGGGGUGGUUGGUGGUUCAGGAAGGGGUCAAAUGUCAGACAGGAUGUGACGGUGGCUUGAAGUGUCCUCCCACCAGUGGACCCCCACCGGCUUGUAGCAUCAUGAAGUCAACCAAGGGUCCAUUUGCCCAAUGCCAUGCUGUUGUGCCACCACAAGAGCACUUUGAGGAGUGCAUGAAGGAGGGAGAGGGUGGGGAUGCCCUGUGCCGCCACUUACAGACAUAUGUGACUUUCUGUCAGGUAUCCGGUGGCCUUGUCAGCAGCUGGAGAUCUGACCAGUUUUGUCCUCUGACGUGUCCAGCUAACAGUCACUAUGAGUUGUGUGCCGACACCUGUUCUUCUACCUGUUACUCUCUCAGCGAGUCUCCAAAAUGCCCACUAUGCCAGGAGGGCUGCCAGUGUAACGACGGCUUUGUGUUUGAUGGUGGCAAGUGUGUCCUACUGGAGAACUGUGGCUGUGUGGUUGAUGGACACUAUUACAAGUCUGGCCAGUCUGUGAUCCUGAGCAACUGUUCUGAGACCUGCAGCUGUGCCGCAGGAGUGUUCACCUGCAAGAACUCACAGUGCAAAGAGGGUCAGAAAUGUGGGAUGAAGAAUGGAGUCAUGGACUGCUACAGCAUAGACCCCUGUGAGGACACUGAGUGCCGUGAGAAAGAAAACUGUGUGGUGAUGAACAAUAAGGCAGUAUGUGUGGCCCAGUCCAAGGCCUACUGCUGGUUGUUCGGUGACCCUCACUAUAGCACGUUCGAUGGCCAGCCCUUCUCCUUCAUGGGUACCUGCUCCUACAUUCUGGUGAAUACGACGGGCAAAGAUCCCUCCCUGCCUCAGUUCAGCAUCCAGACUAAGAACGAGCCGCGAGUCAACUCCAAAGGCUCCUUCCUCAAAUCAGCCAACAUAGACCUGAGUGGUCACAGGAUCACCAUUCUCAGUGGCCAAAGAGGGACAGUGGAGAUUGAUGGCAUUAGGUCUGACCUCCCUGUGAGUUUGGAAUCUGGCAACAUCAGAAUCACGGAGUCUGGUAUCCAAGGGACCAUCCAGACAGAUGUUGGCCUGAAGAUCACUUUUGACUGGACCGCCUUCUUCAUGGUGACCAUCAGCAGCAGUUACUACGACAACCUCGGUGGCAUUUGUGGCAACUACAAUGGUAACAAAACAGACGACUUCACCACUCCCACAGGUGUGCUUUCAGCAAAUACCACGGCGUGGGUGGCAUCCUGGAGUGUUGCCGACGGUGAUCCAUUCUGCCGGCAUGUCUGUAAUGGCAACUGCCCCACGUGCUCAGAAACAGACCGGGCACUUUAUACUGGACCAAAGUACUGUGGUUUGAUGACAGACGGAGGGGGCCCAUUUCACCAGUGUCAUAAGAAAGUGCCGGUGAAGGAGUUUGCCUCAGACUGCCUCUAUGAUGUGUGUCUGAAUGAGGGUCGACAGGAAGUGUUGUGUGAGACCUUAGCUAACUACGUGGCCAAAUGUCAGCAGGCUGGGGCUGUUGUCUCACCACUGUGGAGAAAGGCCUCCAAUUGCCCCCUGGCUUGCCCAUACCACAGCCACUAUGAGCUAUGUGGCACUGCCUGCCCUGCUUCCUGUGCCAUUCCCAAUGUCCCCGAGAUCUGUUCCAAAGUCUGUGUGGAAGGCUGCCAGUGCGACGUGGGUUACGUGCUCAGUGGUGAACACUGUGUCAGCAAGGAGACAGGGUGUGGCUGUACACACAAUGACCAUUACUACCUGCCUGAAGAAACCUUUUGGGAGGGCAACACAUGUCAGAGUAAGUGUGUGUGCGACGGAGCCACACAGAAGUUGGUGUGUAUGCCUAGGAAGUGCAAGGCUAGUGAGCACUGUGAAGUGGUCAACGGGGUUCAGGACUGCUACCCUUUCAGCUUCAAGACCUGCUCAGCACAGGGGGACCCCCACUUCCGCACCUUUGAUGGGAAGCGCUUCGACUUCCAGGGAAACUGUAUCUACAAGCUGGCGGGGGUCUGCUCCAAAGAUCCCGAUCUGGAGAGCUUUGAGGUGACUCUGGAGAACAACAACAGGGGCAGCACCAGAGUCUCCUACGCCAAGGUGGUGACUGUCAUUGUGUUGGGAAGUAGUUACACCGUCACAAGUGAUUAUCACGGCAAAGUUCUGGUGAACGAUGUCCUGACAUCUCUGCCAUACUACUCCAACAACACUGAGGUUCAGAUCUACAGAAACAGACGUUUUGCUGUACUGGAGACCUAUUUCGGUCUCAAGGUCUCCUUCGACUGGUCCAGCGAGGUGAGGGUGAAGGUCCCGAGCACCUACCACAACGCCAUCUGUGGUCUCUGUGGCAACCUCAAUGACGACCCUGAUGACGACCUGCUUCUGCCCAACGGGAAAAAGCCCAUGAGUCCCAAGGAGUUUGGAAACAGUUACUGGGUAGCUGACGUACCGGGCUGCUCCCACGAGUGCAAAGAUUGUGCUGUUGUAGACAUCCCCCUUAUAAAGCCCAAAUAUGUCAGCGCCUGUGAUGUCAUUGUGGAUAAGAGUGGUCCCCUCAGAGACUGCAUUGGUAGAGUGGACUCUGAUGAGUACAAAGAAGACUGCAUCUAUGACAUGAUCCUCAACAAUGGCCUACUGACGGCAGCCUGUGACAUCAUCACCAACUAUGUAGAAGAGUGUCAGGAGAAGGGAGGGAAAAUUGAGGUCUGGAGGAGUAAAGACUUCUGCCACCUCCCCUGUCCAGAGAACAGUGUCUACAGCCUCUUGGCCUCCGGGUGCCCGGCCACAUGCUAUUCCAUGUCCUCUGCCCCAGGAUGCACCACUCCUCCAGGGGAGGGCUGUCAAUGCAAACCUGGUUUCCUGCUGAGCGAUGACAAGUGUGUCCACGUGAAGAACUGUGGCUGUCACCACAAGGGUCGCUACUUUGUGUCCGGCGAGGUCUUCUAUAAGGAGAACUGCCACCACCGCUGCAGCUGUAACUCCGGCGAGAUGGCCUGUGAGGUGGCGCCCUGCGGUCCGAAGACCACGUGUGCGGUGGUGAAGGGGGUCAGGGGCUGUUACAUUAUCAACAGCAAAGAUUCAAACAACCAGUCAUGGAUUGAAAAACUCCUUAACAAAUAUGUAAAACCUGUACAUAUCAAGGUUGGAGGCUAGAACAUUUUAAUUUUUAAAUAAGAUCUCAUGGAUCUAAAAUAUCCUUUAAAAACUUCCCUUUCAUGUCCAGGUUGUAGGCUAAAGCAUUUCAACAUAAAAUAGUAAAAUUACCUUCAAAUUACCUUCUGUAUGUGAUAACAUAUUCUGAACUAUAUAAUGUUGUGAGGGAUUAUGAGUACUCAUGCAUGGAAUUGUUAUUUAGCUCUGUAUUUGUUAUAAUCCAAAUAUAAUCCCAUAAUUGUGAUCAGAUUAUCUCUGUAUGCAUGUAUCUCUGUCUAUCCUUUAGCCAAUGAUAAUAACUGACAAUCAAUAGCUUUAUAGUUUUAUCCAUCUCCAUAGUUCUCACCACUGUAUCACUGCCCAGCCAACAGUUCCAUUCCCCCGAGAUUAGGGAAACCUUGAGAAGUACUCCCUAUGCUAUCAUAGGUUCCUCAGAAGCCUAGCCAGCUCGGCCCAAACACAGUUUAACACAGUUUUUUUUCAUUGGCACACACACACAAGUUCAAAUCCUAAACUACGCCUUGCUCAGACAGUCUGUGUUUUUCCACUAUACAGAUACAUUGUUUAACCCAAUUCUGACUAAAACUACACACAUCAUCAGAUUAUAAUUUUAUGAUUCUAAUCAAUUUCAUACAGUUAUAAGGUUUCAGAGUGGAAUCAUUUUUUCAUUAUCUUUCAACAUAUACAUUAUUGUAUCACCUUCACAACUUUCAAAAGCCUAAUAAUAAACAUAUAGCAGCAAAAUGAGUCCGUGUCAUCUGUUUAUCCAGCAUUUAGUAGUAAUGGUGGAAUUACCACAGUUUUGGUUUAAUCAGAUAACUCAAAACCUCUCAAUUCAUUCAAACAAAACUGUUGAGUAUAUUAAUCUUGUAUAUGCCAUGCCAUAUUAUAUACUGCUUCUGCCCACUGGGCACAGUUGUCAGUUCAAUGUCUA
Molecule: messenger RNA, 5085 nt
Organism: Oncorhynchus masou masou (cherry salmon)
Lineage: Eukaryota; Metazoa; Chordata; Actinopteri; Salmoniformes; Salmonidae
Product: IgGFc-binding protein-like
Exons: 10
Coding region: 66-4151 (1361 amino acids)
Molecular function (GO): protein binding
Source: RefSeq, a predicted model, not a curated record